AUGUCUGGAGAUCCUCGCGCUCUCCUGCAAAAGGCAGACAAGGCCUAUUCUGGAGCCGCAAGCGGCUUCAGUCUCUUCGGAGGCAAGGAACAGAAGUACAUGGAUGCGGUCGACUUAUACAUCGAGGCGGCGAAUGCCUUUAGGAUGCAGAAGAUGAACGUAGAAGCAGGCAAGGCCUUCGAAAAGGCAGCGUCGAUACAAACCUCCAAACUUAAUGAACCCGACGACGCAGCCAACGUCAUGGUAGACGCCUUCAAAGUGUACAAGACGGACUCACCGGACGACGCGGUGCGCUGCCUCGACGUGGCCAUCUCGCAGUACUGCAAGAAGGGCAACUUCCGCCGCGCAGCCCAACACAUGGAGAACAUGGGCGAGGUAUUCGAGACACAAGUGCAGGACAACGCGCGGGCGCUCGAGUGCUUUGAAAAAGCGGCGGGGUGGUACGAGAGCGACAACGCCGCCGCCCUGGCCAACAAGCUCUGGCUUAAGGUUGCCGACAUCGCGGCCCUGGCCGGCGACUACUACAAGUCCAUCGAGCAUUACGAGCGCGUCGCCGCCGCCAGCAUCAACAACAACCUCAUGCGCUACAGCGUCAAGGAUUACUUCCUCAAGGCUGGCAUUUGCCACCUUGCCACGGGAGAUAUGGUUGCCACCAAUCGUGCCCUCGAGAAGUACCGCGACAUGGACCCCACUUUCCCUUCCAACCGUGAGCACCAGCUCCUUGUCGACCUGGCUGCUGCUGUUGAGGGCGGCGACCAGGAUGCUUUUACCGACAAGCUGUUCCAGUUCGAUAGGAUGAGCAAACUUGAUAAGUGGAAGACUACCAUUCUUGUACGAGUCAAGGAGAGCAUUGAGGAGGCUGGUGAGGACUUUUCAUAG
Molecule: messenger RNA, 879 nt
Organism: Pseudomassariella vexata
Lineage: Eukaryota; Fungi; Ascomycota; Sordariomycetes; Amphisphaeriales; Pseudomassariaceae
Product: alpha-soluble NSF attachment protein
Exons: 3
Coding region: 1-879 (292 amino acids)
Biological process (GO): intracellular protein transport; SNARE complex disassembly
Cellular component (GO): SNARE complex; vacuolar membrane
Molecular function (GO): syntaxin binding; soluble NSF attachment protein activity
Source: RefSeq, a predicted model, not a curated record